GGCCCACGCCAGGAGAUGGAUGCUUGGAUCUGGGACACUGAGGUGAGGACUAAACCCCAAUGGCUUCAGCUCCUGCUUUCUCCCCUGCAGCCCCAGCUGGGUGGAAGCACCUUCCCACAGCAAAGCAGCACUGGCUCCUCAGGAAGCCCACAGCCACAUUUGAAUGCCAGUAAGAAGCACAACAAGCCGGAUCUUCUCAAUUUCAAGAAGGGAUGGAUGUCCAUCCUGGACGAGCCAGGAGAGUGGAAGAAACAUUGGUUCGUGCUGACCGACUCGAGCCUGAGGUAUUACCGGGACUCAAACGCAGAGGAGGCUGAUGACCUUGACGGAGAAAUCGACCUCCGUUCCUGCACGGAUGUGACAGAGUUCGCGGUGCAGCGCAACUACGGCUUCCAGAUACACACAAAAGAUGCCGUCUUCACCCUGUCAGCGAUGACCUCUGGUAUCCGGCGCAACUGGAUCGAGGCCCUGAGGAAGAAUGUGCGCCCAGUCAGCGCUCCAGACGUCACCAAGCUCCCUGACUGUGACAAGGAGAACUUCCGUAACUGCGUUCCCCAGAAAGGCGCACUCCGGACGGAGGAGCAGCAGCGGCCAGGCUCGAGCUCCGAGGGGAACUCCAAGGGCAGUCACUGGAAGGCAGAUGGGCAGCGCCAUGCCUUUGACUAUGUGGAGCUGUCCCCCUUGCCACAAGACCCUGGAAAUCAGGGGUCCCUGCAGAGGACAAAAGGGAGCUUGAGGAUCUCUGACCGAACUCCCAAGUACGAGGAGCUGGAGCGGGAUCUGGCCGUCCGUUCAGAGGAGAGGCGGAAAUGGUUCGAGACGCCCGAUGGCAGGGUCCCAAACAGCGAUGGCCCCGCAGGAGAGCCUUCCCACAAGGCUGGGGAGCAGGACCUCCCCGCUCCUCCGCUUUCGGAGGACCAGCGGAUCCGUCUGAAUGAGGAGAUAGAGAAGAAGUGGCUGGAGCUGGAGCGCCUGCCCUUGAAGGACUUGCGGCGGGUGCCCUUGACAACGCUGCUGAACCAAAGCAAGGGGGGCCAGGGAGACACCAAUGAGGCGCUGAAAAAGGAGAUCCAGUCACUGCGGGCACAGCUGGAGUCCUGCCAGGCCAGAAAUGAGAGCCUUCGGGAGGCAGCAAAAUCCCAGGGGGACAGCCACGUGCCCCGAGGGUACAUCUCACAGGAGGCCUGCGAGCGCAGCCUGGCUGAGAUGGAGUCAUCCCACCAGCAAGUGAUGGAGGAGCUGCAGCGGCACCACCAGCGGGAGCUGGAGCGGCUGCGGCAGGAGAAGGAGCGGCUCCUGGCAGAGGAGGCAGCGGCAACGGCAGCAGCCAUUGAGGCACUGAAGAAAGCCCACCGGGAGGAGAUGAAUAAGGAGCUGGGCAGGACUCGGAGCUUCCAGCAAUGCAGCUCACUCCCAGAAGCCCUCCAGAAGCAGCACCAGUUGGACGUGGAGUCACUGAAGCGGGAACUGCAGGUGCUUUCUGAGCAGUAUUCCCAAAAGUGCCUGGAAAUUGGGGAGCUCACCCAGAAGGCGGAAGAGCGGGAGCAGAUAUUGGAGCGCUGUCAGCGGGAGGGGAAGGACCUCCUCCAGAAAAAUCAGGAGCUGCAGACCCGCCUCUCGGAUGAGAUCGGGAAGCUGCGGAGCUUUAUUUCAUCGCGGGGCUCUGGGGACCGCGCUUCGCACAACAACGAGCGGAGUUCCUGCGAGCUGGAGGUGCUGCUGCGGGUGAAGGAGAAUGAGCUCCAGUACGUAAAGAAGGAGGUGCAGUGCCUCCGGGAGGAGCUGCAGAUGAUGCAAAAGGACAAGAGAUUCGCCUCAGGGAAAUACCAAGAUGUCUAUGCAGAGCUGAAUCACAUCAAGGUGCGCUCGGAGCGAGAGAUCGAGCAGCUGAAGGAGCACCUGCGCCUGGCCAUGGCGGCUCUGCAGGAGAAGGAGUCGCUGUGCAACAGCAAGUAGCGGUCUGCUCUACAUUUGUUAUCUGUUCUUGUUUUGUAUUUGCUCCAUUCCUCACCUGUGAGGAGAGGGAGGUUGAAUCCCCACCCAUUACCACCUUGGCAAGGAAUCCCACACACCCCCAACCUCCUCUUUCCCCUCCCAAAGCUGUUUUUGAUGAAACCCUUUUUGCCUGCAUACCUGAGCACAUUGUUUGGACUGGCUCCUUACAUGCACCUUCUUCAGGAUUUUAUAUGUGAAAAUUAUAUUUUAUAGAGGAAUUUUUUCCCCCGUGGAAAGAAGGGGAAGAGGAGGAGGAAAACUUUUACCACAUCACCAGCAUUUUUCUAACCUGAAAAAGAGAACCUGUUUUUUUUCCCCCCCUUUCCUAGCCCUGUUUCUCCUGGCCACACACAGCCACCUUCGGCACAUAUUCCCUCUCUUCCAAAUGUCUCCACGGUCCCCCUGGGAUGUAGGGCAAGGACCACGCUCCCCCUCCCCGUGCCACCCCCAGGGACCCGCGGAGAAGACACGCAAGCCAUAGGAGGGAGCCGCCGGGGCGAUCUGCCAUGGAUGUGCUUGCCUGAGAUGGUUGAAAGAGGACACCUUGGCAAGAGUCCACAUGAUCGAGCUCUCUCUCCGUGACUGCCCUUUUGGCUCCUGCAAGAACCUGAACUGGCAGGAGCCCAGAGCCACGGGGCUUCUCCUUUCUGGGGAAGAGGAGCUGUGAGGCUGCUACUGCACCCGCCCGAGCCAACCUCCCCAAAGUGGCAGCUGCUGCUGCUCUGCUGUGCCCUUCAACUUUUAAAUUAAUAAAAUCUUCCCCUUUUGCUGAGAAAAAUGUGUUUCUUGAGAAGAAGACUUGCCAUGUGGCCCUAAUCCAGUGGAUUUGGUGAGGGAAAGCAGCAGGAGCACCCCUGGCCAGAGAGUGAGAGGAGCCUUGCAGUGCUGUUAUCCAGUAGUUUGCCCCACCUUUGGAUUUGAGGGGGGAAAUAAUCUGCUCCCAAAAUUUCACGUGGACCCUGCGCCUCAUGGAGGAAGAGCUGAGCCUGGGCUGCAUUUAGUAAAUCCAGUAUUGGAAGGGCACAUGGCACUGCAAAUUGCUGGCAGAAUCAACAGUAUAUAGAGAUCCUGGGGAAAUGAUAGAGAUCUAAAAUGCUUUCUUCCUCUUG
Messenger RNA from Cyanistes caeruleus (blue tit), 3104 nucleotides. Lineage: Eukaryota; Metazoa; Chordata; Aves; Passeriformes; Paridae. The record is from RefSeq and is a predicted model, not a curated record.